ACCAACUGGAAAACCCCUCCUAUCUGCUACUCAAUUCAAUUCUGAUGUGUCUAGGAAGGAAUUGUGCUCUAUGAUUAUGGUGCAUGAGUAUCCCCUGAACAUUGUUGAACAUGUGGGGUUUAAACGUUUCUGUUGUUCUUUGCAACCCCAGUUCACUGUCCCUUGUAGAAAUACAGUGAAGAGGGACAUAUUUGCUUUAUAUGGGGCUGAGAUGGCAAAGCUUCAGAAGGUUUUAGAUGGUAAUAUUGGUAGAGUUGCAGUCACAACUGAUAUGUGGACUGCAACUAACCAAAAGAUGGGGUAUAUGGCCGUUACUGGUCAUUUUAUUGACAAUUCUUGGAAACUUAAAAACAUGAUGUUGAGUUUCAUCUAUGUCCCUGCCCCUCAUACUAGUAAGAGGUUGGGAGAUAGGUUGUUCAAGUGUUUGCUUGGUUGGAAUCUUGAUAGAAAGUUGUCCUCGAUUACCUUGGAUAACUGUACCACCAAUGAUGCCAUGAUUACUCAUAUGAAAACUAAACUUGCUAGUGAUGAUCUGUUGUUGGAUGGUGUGCUGGUUCAAAUGAGAUGUUCUGCUCAUGUUUUGAAUCUCAUUGUGAAAGAAGGGUUGGAAGUCAUCAAAGAUGGCAUUGAAUUGGUUAGAGAUAGUGUUGUGUACUGGAAGUCCACUCCUAAGAGGGUACAAACCUUCUUUGAAACUGCUAAGCAGCUUAAAGUGCCUUGUGAGAAGCAACUUGUGCUUGAUUGUCCAACUAGGUGGAACUCCACCUAUGAUAUGCUAUCUACAGCCAUUGUGUAUAGAGAUGUUUUCUCUCGUUUGAGGCAGUGGGAUAGUCAAUACACCACUGUCCCUACUAGUAUGCACUGGGAGUUUGCUGCUAUGGUCAUUGAUAAGCUGGAAAUUUUCAGUGAGAUCACAAAGCUGUUUUCUGGCAGCAAGUAUCCCACUGCUAAUUUGUUUUUCCCCAAGGUUUGUGAUCUGAGACUGAAAUUGUUGGAAUGGUGUGCUGAUACCAAUUCUCUUAUCUCGGCUAUGGCUGAGAGUAUGUGGGAGAAAUUUUCUAAGUAUUGGGAUGAUAUACACUUGGUUCUCGCUGUGUCAGUGGUUCUUGAUCCUAGAUACAAGUUGCAUGUGAUUGAGUAUUAUGCUGCUAAGUUUGGCAGUACUAAUACUGACUUGGUGGCUGAUAAGAUUAAGCAAUGUAUUUGUGGUUUGGUGCUUGAUUACCAAACCAAGUCUGAGAGGAACAAUUCUGGUUCUUCAACUGCUUAUGAUAGUUCUUCUACUCCUGCAAAUGAUGAUCUUGAUUUUGAACUGUUUGUGAGUCGGAGGAAAAAAAGCAAAGCAACUCUGGUCCAUACUGAACUGGAUCACUAUCUUCUUGAGGAACUGAUUCCUAAAAGGUCUCCUGACUUUGAUAUACUGAUGUGGUGGAAACUGAAUGGCCUUAAGUACCCCACUUUGCAAGCAAUUGCAAGGGAUUUCUUGGCCAUACCAAUUACAUCAGUGGCUUCUGAAUCUGCUUUUAGCUCUGGUGGGAGGUUAAUAGACCCUCAUCGGAGUAGAUUGCACUAUGAUACAAUAGAGGCAAUGAUGUGUACCAGAAGUUGGAUUAUGGAGGAAAUGCAACAAGAAUCAUCGAAGGCUGCUGUAGAGGCAAUGGAAGGGGUGUUCUCUGCUCUAGCAAUUUCAGAUUCCAGUACUGAAGAUCAAGACGAAGCUGUUCAGGGGGGACUUGUGAUGAGGAAGCAUCUAAUAUCCCUAGACGACUGAUUUGUUCAAUGCAAUGAAAGGUUCAAGUGAUUGCUUUUCAUUUUUCAAGGAUGAAUGCUGCUGUUGAGUGUUGAGUUGGUUUCCAGCAGCAUGGUGUUGCUUACUUUUUGGAAGAAAAGAUCAAAGGAACUCGUGUGUGCUAUUAGUAUAGGUUUUAGUUCGAUUUCUUAGUGAUGUUAUUGAGGCUGUCUGCCUUUGUUUUUUAUCUCUUCCUUUUGAGUUUUGAACUUGAACACUAGUGUAGUGAUUAGUGAAGAACAUGUUAUAUGGGUUUUGGGUGGUGGGUUUUGGUUGCAGCAGCUUGUUUGGUUGCUGCAACCUAUCACUUUUGUUUCAUUGUUUGAACAUUGAAGAUCUGGGUGUUGGGUGGUGGGAGGGUUACAGCCCCAGAUCUUCUCUUUUGUGUGUUGAAUUUAUGUGCCUUGAACAUCAAGGUAAUGUGAAGUUUGAAUUUCAG
This is a messenger RNA of Linum tenue, 2228 nucleotides long. The record is from the annotation of a GenBank genome assembly. NCBI's taxonomy places the organism in Eukaryota, Viridiplantae, Streptophyta, Magnoliopsida, Malpighiales, Linaceae.